CAACACACACAAUCUAACUUCCUCCGACGCCGCCGCCGGCACCGCUUCUGUCCUCAGCCACAACGCCGCGCGGUCCCACCAGUCCGUCACACGAGCACGGCCGAUCCGCCCCCGCCGUCCCACCCGACGCAAGUACCCAACCCGGCCGCCCUGGCGCCAUGAAGCUGGCCAGCCAUCCGCAUUCGCCCCGUUGCCCCCUCACCCCACCCGGCCGCCCGCUCCCACCGCGCACCGCCGCCACGCGGCCCUUCGCUCGCUCCCGCGGGCCGCCGAUCCGUGACUUGCCGCUCGCGCACACGCGGACCACUGCCGAGCACGCCGCGACCGCGGCUCGGCGCCCCGCUCCCGCGCGUGCCCCAUUGGAUCCAAGCAGCCGGCUUCGAGGGGUCAGGACUCCCGUCCUAAAUAUAGUCUGACCGGCGCACGAGGUCUUCGUACCCAGCGAGAAUGGCAGCCUCGCCAACCGUCAGGGUGCUCGCUAUUCGUGGUUCACGGGCGUUUUGUUCCCCUCCCCCCGUUCUCCUCCCCUUAGCUUUGUGCCUCACGAACAACGGCGCAAAGGUGGGCAAAGGCCAAAGAAGACGGUCCAUGGUCAAGCUGCUGAGAGAAGCCACGAAGAAAUUCAAGGUCUGCUCCUCCGUCACCUCGAUUCCUUCGGAUGAAAUUUGACUAAUAGGACACCAUGGAGAGACUUGAGGUCGACGGGGACUUUAUUUCUGCUGGCAGUUGGAAGCUACAUGGAGCAUUAUGUAAGCAACUUUACACAGUAGUUCAUGAAGUUUUGGAUGCCAUUCCUGCCCUUGAUACAACAAGACCAGGAAGCAGUUCCGGACUCCUCGCGUUAAGUUCCUUGAGCAUAGCUGUUGAGAAGGCCAAGAAUUUACUUCAGUAUUGUUCAGAGUGUAGCAAGCUUUACUUGGCUGUUACAGCAGAAUGCGUUCAUACAAAAUUUGAGAAGGCAAGACUAGCACUUCUGGAAAGUCUUCACCAAGUGGAAGAAACAAUUCCCGAAGCAAUUAAUUCUAAGAUCACAGAGAUUGCACAAGAGCUGGAUAAAGCAGUUUUUGCUUUGGAUCAGUAUGAAAAGCAAGUUGGUGAUGACGUGAAUCAACUAAUUCAGAAUGAGAGCAAAUCCAAUGGGUUCCUUGAUGAAAAUGAACUUGAUUUUUUCCGCCAAAUUGCUUUUCGGGUUGGUAUUGCAUCAUCCACGGCAGCUCUUACUGAGAGAAGAGCACUUAGGAGGCUUCUUGAGAGAGCCCAUGCAGAGGAGGACUUCAAAAAGGAAUCGAUUGCAGCCUACCUACUUCACCUCAUGAGGAAGUACUCAAACAUAUUUAGAAGCGAAACAACAGAUAACACUAACACCAACUCCCAGUGCUCAAGUCCUUCUUGCUCCUCCAGUUCAGUGUCUAGCUCAAUUGAUCUCCAUGGAAAUGGUCAAAUUCUUGAGAGGCAACUACCUAGGGCUGGCUCCUUCAAUUUGAAACAGAUUAAAGGGUUAUCAGGGAGCAUGCCAUUGCCACCUGAGGAGCUGAGGUGCCCAAUCUCCUUGCAGCUCAUGUAUGACCCAGUUGUUAUUGCAUCUGGUCAGACAUACGAACGAGCUUGCAUUGAGAAAUGGUUCGACAGUGGCAACACAACCUGCCCAAAAACUCGCAAACAGUUGUCCCAACUCUCCAUGACACCCAAUUACUGCAUUAAGGGUCUGAUAACAUCUUGGUGUGAACAGAACGGGAUUCUAGUUCCAUCUGCACCGCCGGAAUCUCCCAAGCUAAAAUAUUUGAGGAUUUCAUCCCUGAAAAAUAGCACAUGCCUGGUGACUAAUGGCAUCAGCACGGUUUUGUUUGAAGCCACGGGUGCAAAGGAUGACAUCAAGUUGGACAGUGAAGCUGCUUUGGGGAAGUUUUCUCGUCAGAACUCUGGAGAGGCUGCUUCCAAUAUAUGCAUAGAUAAAGUCUGUCCAGAGAAGUGCUCUCGUCAGAACUCCAAAGAAGCUGCAUCUGAGAUAUGCGAAGUUGAAGACUCUCUGGAUAAGUGCUCUCAUCAGCACUCCAGGGGGGGUGUGCCUGAGAGAUGUGAACAGUGGCUCCGUGUGCUGAAUAAGAACGACGCUGAGAAUAUGGAUGAGCAACAUAAGGAGGUUGAGCAGAUCAGACACCUGUUAAAGAAUGACGAUGAACUUAGGGACUAUGCAGGUGCUAAUGGUAUUACUGAGCCACUUAUCUACUAUCUGAAGAUGGCUAUCUGCAGAGAUGAUGUGCAUUCUCAGGAGGUUGGAACAAUGGCUCUUUUCAAUCUUGCUGUUAGCAAUGACAGGAACAAGAGACAGCUGCUCGCAGCAGGAGUUAUACCCCUGAUUGAACAGAUGAUACAGAAACCCGAGACCUGCGAGGCUGCCAUCGCAAUGUACCUGAACCUCUCCUGCCUCCCCGAGGCACAGGCGAUCAUCGGUUCAAGUGACGCCAUCCCUUUCCUUAUCAAAGGCCUGAGGGAAGACGGAUCCCGGAGCAACACCUGCCGUCUGGACGCGCUCCUCACGCUAUACAACCUCUCCCUGCACGCGCCAAACAUCCCAUUCCUCAUCACCUCCGGCAUCAUCGAAAGCCUCCACACCGUGCUGUCGCCGUCCUCUGCAUGGACGGACAAGGCCCUCACCGUCCUGCUCAACCUGGCGCUGACCCGGGGCGGCAAGAAGGAGAUUGCCACCAACCUGGCCAUGGUGGGCGCCAUCGUGCUCAUCCUGGACAACGGCGAGCCCGCCGAGAAGGAGAAGGCCGUCUCCUGCCUCUACGUCAUCUGCAGCGGCGACGAGGGCAGCAGCCAGACGGUGCUCCAGGAGGGCGUGAUCCCGGCGCUGGUGUCCCUGACGGCCAACGGCACGGGCAGGGCCAAGGACAAGGCGCAGAAGCUGCUGAGGCUGUUCCGGGAGCAGCGGCAGCGGGAGCUCGAGGAGCUGCAGCCGCGGGUGCAACUGCACGAGGUGGCGAGCCAGGCAGCCGCGCAGCACCAGCAUGAUGAGGAGGAAGAGACGGCGGUGGCCGCGGCGCCGGCGGCUAAGCCGAGCGGCGGCAAGAGGCCGCGGCUGUCGGGGUCGAAGAGGUUCACGAGGGCCUUCACCUGCCUGCUCAAGAAGUGGAGCCUACGCUGAGAAGGAUCGGCAUUGGCCGGUGUAACUGUAAACUGUACUGUCAAUGUAGCAUUGUGCUGAUAAUCCUCCUGAUACCUGCUGUGCUCGUGGUUCGUCUCAAAUGUUCUGGCA
Molecule: messenger RNA, 3259 nt
Organism: Phragmites australis (common reed)
Lineage: Eukaryota; Viridiplantae; Streptophyta; Magnoliopsida; Poales; Poaceae
Product: U-box domain-containing protein 6-like
Exons: 6
Coding region: 683-3148 (821 amino acids)
Biological process (GO): protein ubiquitination
Cellular component (GO): nucleus; cytoplasm
Molecular function (GO): protein binding; ubiquitin-protein transferase activity
Source: RefSeq, a predicted model, not a curated record